AUGGGGAGACAGGUACCGAAGAUGUCGGCCAGAGUGGUCAACGCGAUCAGGAACCUAAGAGAGGCGCAUGGAUCUACCUCGAAGGAGAUCAUGCAUUAUAUCACGUCGCAGUGUAGUAUUCCUGAGUUGUCCGUGCAGAGACAGAUGCAAGCAGCGUUGAAACGGGGCCUGGAAUACGGUAUCCUAAAGAAGAACAACGGUCACUACUUCUUGGACACCGAAACGGAGCCUCAGUUUGCUGCGGGCUUGGCGCCGGUCGAGCGGAGCAGAAAGCGACGAAGGCGCGGCAGGAGCAGGCGACGAAGAGGUCGACGACGCAGCCGCGGCAGAAGGAAACGUAGAGGAGGUCGCAGAAGGCGUAGUCGUCGUCGUCGUCGUUCGCGUAGACGAAGGAGUCGCGGUAUGAAGGCGAGAAGAAUAGGUUGCACCAGGUGCAAGUGCACCAAGAGGAGCAGAGAGAUACGUGCCCUGAGGAACAAUCCCGAGACGGAGCAACAAAUCCCCGACGAGGAGGGUGUGUGUACGUGCGACAAGGAGAGUAACUCCGAGCAUCGGAGCAGGCAGAGCAAGAGUCGCGAGUGUAGUCUGAGCCACAGUCGAUCAUCAGCGAACAGCGAUCGGGACGGCGCGAUCGAUGAUCGACGCACGAUCCAUGAUCAAGAUUAA
This is a messenger RNA of Habropoda laboriosa, 666 nucleotides long. Its product is annotated as serine/Arginine-related protein 53-like. The transcript has 2 exons. Gene Ontology annotation, molecular function: DNA binding. Gene Ontology annotation, biological process: nucleosome assembly. Bases 1 to 666 code for a protein of 221 amino acids. The record is from RefSeq and is a predicted model, not a curated record. Lineage: Eukaryota; Metazoa; Arthropoda; Insecta; Hymenoptera; Apidae. Gene Ontology annotation, cellular component: nucleosome.